Molecule: messenger RNA, 1626 nt
Organism: Antechinus flavipes (yellow-footed antechinus)
Lineage: Eukaryota; Metazoa; Chordata; Mammalia; Dasyuromorphia; Dasyuridae
Gene: POLR2D
Product: RNA polymerase II subunit D
Exons: 4
Coding region: 21-449 (142 amino acids)
Biological process (GO): transcription initiation at RNA polymerase II promoter; nuclear-transcribed mRNA catabolic process, deadenylation-dependent decay; positive regulation of translational initiation
Cellular component (GO): P-body; RNA polymerase II, core complex
Molecular function (GO): nucleotide binding; translation initiation factor binding
Source: RefSeq, a predicted model, not a curated record
UGGCGCGGAGCUGGAGCGUGAUGGCGACCGGAGGCAGCGACCCUCGCGCUGGCGAUGUGGAAGAAGACGCCUCGCAGCUCGUCUUCCCCAAAGAAUUUGAAACAGCAGAAACUCUUCUAAAUUCCGAAGUCCACAUGCUUCUAGAGCAUCGAAAACAACAGAAUGAAAGUGCAGAAGAUGAACAAGAACUUUCUGAGGUUUUCAUGAAAACUUUAAAUUACACAGCACGCUUUAGUCGUUUUAAAAACAGGGAAACCAUUGCUAGUGUUCGGAGUUUGUUACUCCAGAAAAAGCUCCAUAAGUUUGAGUUGGCGUGUUUAGCAAAUCUUUGUCCUGAGACAGCAGAAGAGGCUAAGGCUCUGAUUCCAAGCCUGGAGGGUCGCUUCGAAGAUGAGGAAUUGCAACAGAUUCUUGAUGAUAUCCAGACCAAAAGGAGCUUCCAGUAUUAGUACCAGUAGCCAUUCAGUGAAGGCAGAAGAGGAAAUUUCCCAAAAUUCUUCCGCAACUGAAAAGAACUCACAUUCUUUCCAGAGACUAUACAGAAAUUUAGUCAUAAAAGCUGGUCAAGCCUCCUGUGGACAAGGCAAUGCAGAGUAGUCUUGCAUCAACAAAUAAUUCAAACUUGUGAACAGUUGUGAUUCUGAUUGACUCUGAAUAUUUGAGAUGUGGCAAAGUCCAGGAAUGCCAUUGAAUCUUAAAGGGACUUUGGGAUUAUUUCCUUUAAUGAAGGAUUUUCAUGUGAGGUAGUGGACCAGUACCUAGAUGCUCCAGUCCCUUCUCUUCAAGGGAAAUGUUUAAGGGUAAGAAUGAGGUGGGAGAAUUUAGUCAGUAAAUAUAUAUAGCAUAUUAUUCACUACCUCAUAUCACUGAAUUUGGCAAUUCAUUUAUAUUCACAUUUCUGGUUUGAAUUUCAAGCUUGUUUUGAAAUAUUAUUGACCCAGAUUAGAAUAUGUAAAAAUAGCUUGAGUAAAAAGAAACUUGUGUCUCAUAUAAAUGAUGGAAGGAAAAAAAUCAAAGUGAUGAACCUAUACCUGAAAGUUUGAAAUUCUUAAGAAACAGAAAAACUGAACACCUUGUAGUCUUGAAGCACCAUAUAGUCAAUUUGGCCAAAACUCAGAGGGAACGUCUGGCAAUCUUGGGGCAUCACUAUAUAUAAGUUCAAAAGAGCCUUGAUUUAGGAGGCCCAAUUUGGUCUCUGGUAUAUCUUCAAGGCUGUGAAGUUUUAGAGCAGGAGGAAAUUUGUGGGAUUUACUCUUUUCUUACAGCUCUGGGAAAGGGUACUCUCUGAGUUUAAGUUAGUCUGUGAUGCUGAUUUUAAAUGUCAUUGUAGGCUUGAACAUAAUGCAGGAAGGUAUUGGGGAGGACUAGAGAAUGAAACUUGAUUCUGGUUGGGUCAUCACAAUGAACUGAAUUUGGGGCAGUUUUCUUUUCUAGCCCUAAGUUUCAGUAUUGAUUUCUGAAAAGUCAUGCAAAUAUUUUUUGCAAUUGCUUCUCCCACACCCUAAAAUCUGUUACUGUAAUUUGAUCUAAUGGUGGAUUCUGUAUUGGAUGUCCAGUUAAUUGUGCAAUUCCUAAGAAGUAGAUUUACUCUAGGAAAUAAAAUUAUUUUUCAGUAAAGUCAUGAAA